Molecule: messenger RNA, 915 nt
Organism: Balaenoptera acutorostrata (minke whale)
Lineage: Eukaryota; Metazoa; Chordata; Mammalia; Artiodactyla; Balaenopteridae
Product: c-Myc-binding protein-like
Exons: 1
Coding region: 41-349 (102 amino acids)
Biological process (GO): regulation of DNA-templated transcription
Cellular component (GO): nucleus
Molecular function (GO): transcription coactivator activity
Source: RefSeq, a predicted model, not a curated record
CACGGUCUCCAGCGCCAGCUACGCCGCUGCCGCUGUCACUAUGGCCCAUUACAAAGCCGCCGACUCGAAGCGCGAGCAGUUCCGGAGGUACUUGGAGAAGUCGGGGGUGCUGGACACGCUGACCAAGGUUUUGGUAGCCUUAUAUGAAGAACCAGAGAAACCUAAGAGUGCUUUGGAUUUUUUAAAGCAUCACUUAGGAGCUGCUACCCCAGAAAAUCCAGAAAUAGAGCUGCUUUGCCUAGAAUUGGCAGAAAUGAAAGAGAAAUAUGAAGCUAUUGUAGAAGAAAAUAAACUGAAAACAAAGCUUGCUCAGUAUGAACCACCUCAGGAGGAGAAGCGUGCUGAAUAGGAUUCUUCUCAGUUGAAAAGACACUGAAAAAUGGUUUUGUAUGACUUGAAUAGUUUGUAUAGUAUAUAAUCUUUUCCGAACAGAUGCUAUAGCACUCUUUUAAUAUGUUAAAUUCACCUAUCACACUUUAACUGUUAUAAACACAUAUACUUAGAAUCACCAAUAAAAACUCAAUAUGACUUUCUUUGGGUCUUAAAAGCAGGAGAAUCAAAAGGGAAUCCUGAAAAAAAAUCUAAACACAGCUAUCUAAUUCAUUACCUUAAAAGACAUUCUGUUUAUUAGCCUGACUAGGAAUGAUGGUACUGGUUGUAUUUUAGCCGAGGAAGUUUAGCAUGGAGCUAUUCCUUGGUUUAGUUCAGGAUAUGAACACAGGUACAGUCAUUCUUUAAAAUGAAGAUGACAGUGUUGUUUAUAUUCUCUGUAGGCAGCUGGAGAGAUCUGUGUGACAUUAAGAUACUGUUGCAUGGGGUCUCAUGAAUCUUCUGCUCUUGUUUAUAUAAUGCGGAACAAAUGACUCUUCUUUGCCACCACUUUGCCUUAGAUAACUGUGUGUGUGCCAGUGUGAA